GCCCUGGAUGCCAUGACUGAAGUGUGCAUCUCUGGUGAAGUCAGAGAGCAGGUGCCACCGUGCUGAGGUCUGCCGUCCCAAUGAGCAAGGCAGGCAACCCACAGAGACGCACCACCUACCUCAUCUCCCUCACUCUGGUGAAGGUUGAGGCUGUGCCAGACGAUGGUGCAGAGAGCCAGACGGAGGCUCUUCCAGAGGGGGAAGGGAGCCCUAAGAAAAAAGAGGAGGUGAAGGAGGUGGACGUGAGCAUUGCUCCUGAAAGAAAGGAGGGAUCAUUGUGCGUGGAGGUUGUAGAAGGAGAAGGCACACUCGUGGAAGAGGAAGUGGAACAGGUGCAUGUCAAGUAUGGCAGCCCCGCUGAGUACAGGGCUAAGUCUGAGAGGAGGGAACCCCAUGCACAUCAAAAGGACACUGUAUCAGUUGGGAAGAGUAAAGAUACCUCUUUUGUUCAUGCACCUGUCAGGCAAAUGGUCAAAGUGUACGGAGGAACAACAUCUGAGGGAACUGUACGAAGAGAGGGGCCUCGCUCAGAUGCCUUGCGCCCCAAGACGGAGCUCUACCGAGAGCCUCCUGUACUCUUCCUGAAGGGUGAAAAUGGAGCAGACUUGAGCAAUCGGUCACGUUCGAGUCUCUCCUUUUCCAUUCCACCGCAGAUCAACCAGCGUCCUGAAGUUGCAAUGAGGGUGCAACCAGGAGGUAACUCUGCAUGCUGGAGGGACCUCAGAGAAACCAACAAGAGCUUUUACGGACACUCUGCUAAGACUCUGGAGAGAAGGGACAACCGUAUCGGGGACCAGUCCCCUGUAAUAGCAGCUACAACCCUGGGGCCUUACAGGGCCUCUUGGGCCGACAGUGACGGCAGAGGCACGCUCAUUCGGCCUGGAGCUCCCAUCGGUGGGGGGUUUUCGGGUGUAAUGACCCGGGACAGCUCUCAGGCAGAAAGAUAUAAGGCAGUUUCUGUUUCUUUACCUGCCCCUCCUGCCCCUGAUGUAUCCAGGCUUCAGAGGAAAAGUACAAGUCGUACCCUUGACAACAGCGACCUGCACUCCUUUUCAGAGGAACUUAAGAAAGGGAAGGAGGGCCAGGCAGGAACGAUCCAGCGAGCGCCUCCUCGUGAUCGCAAGAUGCUCAAGUUCAUUAGUGGUAUUUUUACCAAAAGUACAGCAUCGCCAGCUUGUGGUAACACUGUGCCUCCUCUCUAUCCAGCUCUGGAGAGAGGCUCAAGUGAAGAGGAAGCUGUUUGCACCAGCAGUCAGGAGUGGCCCAUGAGCCAAACUGUGCUGGAACUUCACCUGGGUGUUUUGGGAGGUCUCUGCAGUGGGAAAUCUGCUCUUGUCCACAGACACUUAACAGGAAGUUACCUGCCACUGGAAAAUGCAGAGGGACGCCAGUAUAUUAAGGAUGUUCUGGUGGAUGGCCAGAGCCACUUGCUGAUAAUCAGAGAAGAGACAGAACUUCCAGGGGUUCAGUUUGCAAGUUGGGUGGAUGCUGUCAUCUUGGUCUUCAGUUUGGAAAAUGAGGCCAGCUACCAGGAAGUCUAUAAAAUGUACCACCAGCUUGCUAUGCACCGGCCCGUCACCGAGAUACCUUUCGUUGUUGUUGGCACUCAGGAUAAGAUCAGUAGCACCAACCCCAGGGUUAUAGAUGACACCAAGGCCAGACAGCUCUGCUCAGAUGUGCGACGGUGCACUUACUAUGAAACCUGUGCGACAUACGGCCUCAAUGUGAACAGAGUCUUCAACGAUGCUGCCCAGAAAAUCAUGGUGGCCAAGAAGCAAGCUGCUUUACUGGCUUCCUGUAGAUCACUUCCCAACUCUCCCACUCACUCCGGGGGCUCCACCCCAGUGUCGGGCAUCUUUCCAGGACAGGCCAGUAAUGGUGGACAGAGCAGCGAUUACUCCUCGUCACUUCCCUCCACUCCCGUGAUCAGCCAUAAAGACAUUGGCAGAACAUCAAAAGGGGAGAAACCGGACAGCGCUGGUCCCGGGUCAGCCCGCAGUGUCCGAAGGCGCACACCCAGAUUUGCGGGCCGGAGGGGCAGUGAUUCAAACAGAAGGAGUGCCGAUUGCAAGGGUGAUUAUGGCAGUGGACGCUCCAUUCCCAUCAAACAGGGCAUCUUGCUGAAGCGCAGUGGGAGCUCGCUCAACAAAGAGUGGAAGAAGAAGUAUGUCACACUGUCCAACGAUGGUAUACUGUCCUAUCACUCCAGUGUCAAUGAGUACAUGCUGAAUGCCCCAGGGAAAGAGAUGGAUCUGCUGCGAGUGACGGUGAAGGUGCCGGGAAAGCGACCGCCUCGUGCUGUGCCUGCCUGCGGCCCCCCUGCCGGGCUCAACGGGAGGGUUAAAGAUGUGCUGGGACCUGAGGUCCCAGUGAACACCAGCAGCCUCCUGCACGUGGAGGAGAUGGAGGGGCUGGGAGGCCCACUGUUUCUGAGGAGUAACAUAGGUGUGCAGCGGUGUCCUUCCACACUAUCUAACCACGCUCAAGGUGUCGACUCUGCAGUUGAGGGAGUCUCCAGCUCUUCUUCUACCAAAGAUGUCGGCUCUGCCUCCCCGCUGACGGACAGGAAGAAGCAUCGCAGAAAGAAGAGCAUGAAUCAGAAAGGAGAUUCAACCAUGGGCCAAGCAGACGCAAAGCGCAAAAUGUGGAAACUCAAAAGUUUUGGUAGCUUACGGAACGUAAGCAAGACAGAUGAGGACAACUUUGACUUCCUCGUCGUGUCGAGUACUGGCCAGACGUGGCACUUUGAAGCCCAGAGCGUGGAGGAGAGGGACUCCUGGGUCCAAGCCAUCGAGAGCCAGAUUCUGGCCAGCCUGCAGCUGUGUGAGAGCAGCAAAAACAAGGAUCGCAAGAACAGCCAAAGUGAAGCCGUGGCACUGCAGGCCAUCCGCAAUGCAAAAGGCAACAACUUCUGUGUUGACUGCGAUGCCCCGAAUCCAACGUGGGCCAGUCUGAACCUGGGCGCUCUCAUCUGCAUCGAGUGUUCUGGGAUUCACAGAAACCUGGGGACCCACCUGUCUCGGGUUCGCUCUCUGGCUCUUGAUGAUCUGCCUCGAGAGCUCACCCUGGUUCUCAGUGCCAUCGGCAACCACCUGGUCAACAGUCUAUGGGAGGCUUGCACAGUAGGCCACCGAAAACCAACACCUGAUGCAACGCGAGAGGAGCGUGAAUCGUGGAUCAGAGCCAAGUAUGAGCAGAAACUGUUUGUGGCGCCGUUGCCUCCGCCCACGCCCAGCGAGGGCCCAGACAUCACUCUAUCUGGUCGUCUUCUGUUGGCAGUGAUGGAGCGCAAUCUGCCCAAGCUGCUGCUCCUCUUGGCCCACUGCACGAAGGAGGACAUCAACGCCCCUCUCAGCCUGUCGGCGCCCACCAGGUCGCUGCUAGCGCUGCGGCUGCCGGGCUCUGCCCUGCACGCUGCCUGUCAGCAAGCUGAUGUGGUGAUGACGCAGCUGCUUGUCUGGUAUGGCGGUGACGUCCGACACCGGGACGCUCAGGGGCAGACGGCGUUGGCUCUGGCUCAAAGUGCCGGUAGUCAGGAGUGCGUCGACAUUCUGCUGCAGCACGGAUGCCCGAUUGAACCGGCAGCCUCUGCUGCCACGGCAGUGGGCUUCGCAUCGGCCGGAGCGCCCAGCUUCCCUGUUGCUAUGACGCCGAACCUCACAGUUGCCACAACAAUCAAGAUCUCACACAAAAGUGGCAGCACUAACUUGAGUUACAGCACUUCCAGAAGAGCAUUAUCAUAAUCACUGUGUCGUGUGUGUGUGUGUGUGUGUGUGUGUGUGUGUGUGUGUGUGUGUGUGUGUGUGUGUGUGUGUGUGUGUGUGUGUGUGUGUGUGUGUGUGUGUGUGUGUGUGUGUGUGUGUGUGUGUGUGUGUGUGUGUGUGUGUGUGUGUGAGCUUGUUGCUUUGCCCUCAUGGUGUCCUUUACAUCUACACAGGCCAGUGCAAGUGAUGGACAAGUUGACAGAUGUUGCACCUCUGGAGCUGUAUGAGGGGUUCAGAGGUGUGUGUUUCAGGGAUGAAAGCCGCUGAUCACACAAUACGAGAAUGAUUUUACCAAACUAAAUAACAGAAAUAUUCCUGCCUACAUACACCUGUGCAUUAGUAUUUAAGAGGAAUGUACUGAACUGUUUAUCAGAUUCAGAUCACGUCAUGCAGUAAAUACUCGACUUCGUUCUCCAUUCGGUUCAUAAUGGAGACCUGCUUGCAGCCUCAAACAGCUUAUCUGAGCAGCUAAAGCCCAGACGUAAAGAACUGCAAUAAGUUUUACUAUUUCAUAGUGGGAUGUAUUGAUUUCUUAACAUCAAACAUGGCAGUAGGUAUUAAUUUUGACAAUGAAUGUGAGUCUUAAAUUCACCUGAGCUGGUCAUUCAGUGCAGAAAUUGUGUUAUCUGUAAGUUGAUGUGAAAACAUUAGUGACUGGAAAGGGGAAUGUUGUUUUAAAGAUAAAAUAACUGUAUAGAAAUGCUAAAAUAAAAAAAAAAAUAAUGUAAAAGUGCUUCACUCUCCAGGUUGUGGAUGUAUGAUUUGUACAGUUGGUUCUGUGUAUAAAACUCAGAGGGUCACCCAUUGCUGUUCAGAGAUUUACUGUACAAAGUUUUGCUUCUGUUUUUAAUUGUAACCACCUGGUUAACUGGGAUUUUUAUGUUAUGUUUACUAGUGCUUUUGACAUUAAUCAUGUACAGGAUGUGUGUACUAUGAUGCCAGCAUACAGACACAUGAACAAGGACAUACAAUCUCAUUCAGUUGUAAGGUUUUACAUUUAGGGACAUAUAAGAAUAAAUUAUAUGGUCCCGAGGUCUUAAAAUGAGUUAAAUACAAACUCAGAUGACCAACAGCACAUGACAUGUUGCACUGUCAUUACAGAAGCAACAGUUAGCGGUAAAUGAUAGUAGUUAAGAUAUUAUUAGUCUCUCAUAUUGUUGUGGAGGAAUUUCGGGAAACUAUUAUUUACCUUGUUGCUUUAGUUCAUCGAGAUUUGAGAGAACAUGUUGAAGCACAGCUCUUUUCAGUUCCCAUCAGACUGGCAUUUGGCUGUAUUUUAGUAAAUAGAAGUUCAUGGUCGACUCAGUGACUCAAGGAGCAAAACAAGCCCAAACCAUUACACUCCCACCACCAUGCUUGUUAUCUGGUGCCGGAUGUUUGUGUCGUUCUUGUUGUUUUUUUUAAACAGACAAUAAAUGGUUUGGGACUGUCUCUCUAACCCUCCCCAGAGUGAUGUACAGAGUCGUGUUGCUGAUAUCAUUACAGAUGAUUUACCUUUUUAGCAUUGUGUUGACACACAGCUGACGGCUCCAGACCAUCAAGCUGUCAAUACUUCUGCUGAUUAUCACUUAAUCAAGUGAAUUUUAUUAGCGGCUCCUGGUUUGCUUCUUAAUUCUUUUGAAAGCAGCAAGGAUGUGCAGUAUUUUAUACAAGUUUUGUUUUUUUUUGCACUGUGUGAUAUGUCAUGUUGUUGCUCAUCUACUACCAAGUGAAGUGUUGGUAAAAACCAGAUGAU
Cololabis saira (Pacific saury) is the source of this 5499-nucleotide messenger RNA. RefSeq names its product arf-GAP with GTPase, ANK repeat and PH domain-containing protein 1-like. The record is from RefSeq and is a predicted model, not a curated record. The transcript has 19 exons. Gene Ontology annotation, molecular function: protein binding; GTPase activator activity; GTPase activity. NCBI's taxonomy places the organism in Eukaryota, Metazoa, Chordata, Actinopteri, Beloniformes, Belonidae. Bases 81 to 3743 code for a protein of 1220 amino acids. Gene Ontology annotation, cellular component: nucleus.